Molecule: messenger RNA, 5394 nt
Organism: Orcinus orca (killer whale)
Lineage: Eukaryota; Metazoa; Chordata; Mammalia; Artiodactyla; Delphinidae
Gene: ZNF205
Product: zinc finger protein 205
Exons: 6
Coding region: 3420-5195 (591 amino acids)
Biological process (GO): negative regulation of transcription by RNA polymerase II
Molecular function (GO): DNA-binding transcription repressor activity, RNA polymerase II-specific
Source: RefSeq, a predicted model, not a curated record
UCAUCAACAUUCAAAAGUCAGGAUAUUUCACAUAGAAAUUGAAUUCUUUUUUGGCUUCUCUUGAAAAAACCUCAUGCUUGGGCAAUACUGAGCCCCCAACCGCCCCCUUUAAACAAAAUAUGGUUUCUUGAGGCCCCUGAAGUCUCUCCCACUCCGGUCUUACACCCAAGGCACUGGUGGUUUAUGGUACUGCGUGGUUGCUGAAGGCAUUUAGGUUUUUGAUCUCUACUUAUUGACUCACCCUGCCCUGGUCUGAAGUCUUUUGGGGACUGCAAUUCCCACAAAGCAAAUAUCAAUAAUCCUUCCUCCUAGACCUGCUCAGGCCUAGAGCCAGCCCUAGAAGGGUUUCCUCUCACUUCCAAGAAGGAGCUAAUAUCUAUCACAUAGCAGAUGCUCAGUAAAUAUUUUCUGGGGCUUCCCUGGUGGCGCAGUGAUUGAGAGUCUGCCUGCCGAUGCAGGGGACAUGGGUUUGUGACCUGGUCUGGGAAGAUCCCACAUGCUGCGGAGCGGCUGGGCCCGUGAGCCAUGGCCGCUGGGCCUGCGCAUCCGGAGCCUGUGCUCCGCAACAGGAGAGGCCACAACAGUGAGAGGCCUGCAUACCAAAAAAAAAAAUAUAUAUAUAUAUAUAUAUAUUUUUUUUUUUUUUUUCUGAACAGUUAAAUAAAUGUUGAGACUUCUUUUGGUCUAACUUAGGUGAUCCCAUGGUGGGAUCCAAACCUCUGGGCUUCCUCAGUAUCCCUGAACUGUAGCCCCUUUUGUCUGGUAGAGAAACGUUUGCCCAGGAAUCAGGACACACCCAUUCUUUAUGGACUUGGUGCACUCCUGGGACUGCCAUGUGUGAGAUGGUCCACCUCAGGUUGAGUUCCUUUACUCUGGACACUGGCUUAACACAGUCUGGCUCCCAGACUGCGCAUUUCAUCUUUUCCAGGGCCCCCUGUGGCUUUUUCUCAUUUUAUAAUUCUCUCUGUUUUAAAAACAGUAUUGACUUUUGAUACAAUUUUGUUCAUCUCUCUUUACUUUGAGGAUUAAAACACCUGGAAAUACUGACCAGAGCCAAACCCUGGGGGUAAUUUUUCUUUCAUCAAAGUGAUAGUAGAAUCAAUAAGAAUUCUAGGACUCCUAAAACAAGUUGAACUCCAAAAGCAGAGUUGCAAACUCAAAAUGCUGCAAGGGCCAAGUGGAGAACCAAAGGUAGCACCCUGAGAUCAGGCCCGGAAUGGGAGGAAUAUGGGUCCAAGGUUGCUCUGGUUGUUCUGGUUUCUCAAGAAAAUCAAUUUUAUGGGAAUUCUCCUCACUUUUAUUUUUUUAUAAAUUUAUUUAUUUAUGGCUGCGUUGGGGCUUCGUUGCUGCGUGCAGACUUUCCCUAGUUGUGGUGAGUGGGGGCUACCUUUCAUUGUGGUGCUCUGACUUCUCACUGCAGUGGCUUCUCUUUGUUGUGGAGCACAGACUGUAGGUGGGCGGGCUUCAGUAGUUGUGGUACGCUGGCUCAGUAGUUGUGGCUCAUGGGCUCUAAAGCGCAGGCUCAGUAGUUGUGGCGCACGGGCUUAGUUGCUCCGCGGCAUGUGGGAUCUGCCCGGGCCAGGGCUCUGAACCCAUGUCCCCUGCAUUGGCAGGCGAAUUCUUAACCACUGCGCCCCCAGGGAAGUCCUGGAACCCUCCUAAUUUUUUAAGCAUUGGGAACUAAGUUUUUAAAAAAUUGAACCCUUGUGAGUACACACAGCACACCGAUGGGGUGGUACAAGGGCCAGUGGUGCCUGUCUUCCUGGGUGAAGUGGAUGUAUCUCAGAGGACUCUGAUAGGCCGAAGGCAGGGGGCCUGGGAACGUUUCCAGCAGGAAUCUUCCUGGAAUCUGACUGCAGGGCUGGCCCUCACCCCUUUCCUGACACUCAUCUCCUGUGCCCUGUUAAGGAGAAAUGAGUGCCUUGCCCCAGGGAGUGAAGCGCAGUCUGUUCUCCCGUUUUGGGAGCCUUAGCUCUCAGAGUCUGAAGGGAAGACAGAAGCUGAGAGGUGGACUAUGAAGCCACCAGGGAUGUCUGAGGGUUUGGGACCCCAUGCAUGGCUGGGUCAGACCCCUUUGUCACCUCUAUCCCUAGCCUUGAGAGGGAGCUGGUCGGGGGCGGGGGGAGGGCAGCGUCUGGAAAAAUCAGAUUGAUGUCACAUCUUUCCAAAGUGUGAGACAUAGGUGUAGGGGUGGGUACUGAGGAGUUCCCAGGUCUCUUCGUUUCCUAAGUUUGCUCUUAGGGAGAGAGAACUCCAUGCCAGUCUUGGCGGGAACCCAGAGGAGCUGCUGACUGGUCUGGGAGCCUUAAAUGAAAUCCAGGGACGUCUCCACGGAGACACCCAUAAGACUUUCAGAAGCUCUGUGUACUGAAAAGGACCACCAUGUCCCUCCACUCGGCAAAGUGUCCUUCGUCCUGUAACGACAGCUGCAAUUUGAAACGUCAAAUAUAAAAAUCCUUACACAAAAUAUAUUUUCCCACUUUGGCGCUCCUGCUUGGCUGGUGUCACGAGUACGUGCCAGGUAAAGCGAUCGUGAGCCGGCAACGCGGAUCUGGGAGUCUCUCCCGGCCGAGAGCAGGUGCAGCCGGCCUCGGGACCCCAGACCCGGAACCCUCCAAGCUGGGAACGCUGUAGGGCUGCAGCUGUGUGGGGAACGGGAUCUGGGAGGGACUUCCUGUUGUCCCUAAUCCCAGUCUCCACCCGGCUCCCCGCGCCCGGUGUAGGCUGCGGAGACUCCCUUCCCCGGGGGAGGGGGCUCCGCUGCCCGAGGUGACCCCUCCGCCUCCACCUCGGUGAGAGGGGGGCUGGGAGGGCGCCUGGAUCCCGAGACCCGCGCGGGUGGCCAGCUGGCAGGAGGGGACGGGGUCAAAGGUGGAAGGCUACGGGCUGGCAGGGAGAGGAGGCCUGGACCCGGGUUCGGAAAGAGGAAGGACAUCAUCUGUGCGGGACCGUGAGCAGGAUGGACACCCGGCCCGGGCGGGUGGUUGCAGCCGCAGGGAGGGCUGCUGAGAGCGGGCAGCUCAAUUUCUGGAUCCCAGGCGGGACCGAGUCAGGUCGAGCGCAGGGUGUGUGUGUGUGUGUCCUGGACCCGGGAGACGGCGGGGCCUGUAUUCCUCCGCGGAGCUGGCUGUGGUGGGCGGGGCCCCACUCAGCACCUGUUUCGCAGGAUCUCUGCAGACCUUUCGGCUCCUGAUGACAGGAGAUUCAGAUUUCAAGUCACCCCGGUUUUCCUUAACCCAGUUGCUGUGAGAUUCUUGCUUCAACGAUAAACGGGAUAAUACAAAAUAGCAUUCUGUCAAAGAGAGGGACCGAAAAACAACAUAGAGAGUGAGACCGUUGGAGGGCGUCUCGGAGGUUUUAUUUCUGAUUGGGACCAGGGAUGGAUCUGGUCCGGCGUGGGAAUUUGGGGGGCUUCAGGGAUGUCCAGGAGACACUGGCUGAUUUCCUUCUGCUCCUCUAGGCUCCUGGCCAGAAGCUGGAGGGGACUUGGCCAACAAGACCAAGAAACAACUCGGCUGAGCUUUGUAGCUCUGAGACAGAAAAUGUCUGAGGAUGGUGGAGGCAUCCGUGCUACCCAGGACAAGGAGGGAGCCCAAGAGACUCCAGGUCAUGGGCAUUCUUGUCAAGAAAUGCUUUCCGAGUCGGAGGGGACAGUGCCGUUGGGAGCCGCUCAGGAGUCACCCCACAUCAAGAUGGAGCCGGAAGAGCCGCACCCUGAGGGGGCAUCACAGGAGGCCAGAGCUCAAGGAGUACGGGGCUGGGUGCCCCUAAGCCAGGGCUCUAAGGAGAAAUCACAUUUCCUGCCUGGCGGAGCCCUCCCCUCCCCCCAGAUCUCUGUGCUCUCUCACGAGGGGAGGACUAGAGACCGGCGGAUGGCCGCGGCGCUCCUCACUGCCUGGUCCCAGAUGCCAGUGACCUUUGAGGAUGUGGCUGUGUACCUCUCCCGGGAGGAGUGGGGGCGGCUGGACCACACACAGCAGAGCUUCUACAGGGAUAUCCUGCAGAAGAGGAACGGGCUGUCCUUGGGGUUUCCCUUCAGCAGGCCUUUCUGGGCCUCUCAAGUACAGGGCAAGGGCGAGGCCUCGGGAUCCUGCCAGCAGAUGGGAGAUGAGAAGGAGGAGAAGAGAGGAGCCAUGGAGGUGAGCAAGGAGGAGCUAGCCCCAUCCCUGGGAGCCCUUGGGGAUAUGAAGUCCUUCAAAAGCAGGGUGGGGAGAGCCCAGGGGGACGCCCCACGGUGUGGGCAGCGAGCAGCCGGCAGCCAGAGCUCAGGGCCAGCCAAGGACGAUGUGCAGCCGGGUCCCGUGGUGGAGGCACAGUCGGAACCAGCCCCGCCUGACAUCGGCAUCCCGAAAGCCCAGGAGGGCCGCUUCCCAGAGCAACCCAGGGAGGCGGGGACGACCGCCCCUGAGAGCAGCGAGGAGGGCCUGGCCUCUGAUGGCGACGCCGGCAAGAAGACCUACAAGUGCGAGCAGUGCGGCAAGGCCUUCAGCUGGCACUCGCACUUGGUGACGCACCGGCGCACGCACACGGGUGAGAAGCCCUACGCGUGCACGGACUGCGGCAAGCGCUUCGGCCGCAGCUCACACCUCAUCCAGCACCAGAUCAUCCACACCGGCGAGAAGCCCUACACCUGCCCGUCCUGCUGGAAAAGCUUUAGCCACCACUCGACGCUGAUCCAGCACCAGCGCAUCCACACGGGUGAGAAGCCCUACGUGUGCGACCGCUGCGCCAAGCGCUUCACCCGCCGCUCGGACUUGGUCACCCACCAGGGCACCCACACGGGCGCCAAGCCGCACAAAUGCCCCAUCUGCGGCAAGUGCUUCACGCAGAGCUCAGCCCUGGUCACCCACCAGCGCACCCACACCGGGGUCAAACCCUACCCGUGCCCCGAGUGCGGCAAGUGCUUCAGCCAGCGCUCCAACCUCAUCGCCCACAACCGCACACACACCGGCGAGAAGCCCUACCACUGCCUCGACUGCGGCAAGAGCUUCAGCCACAGCUCGCACCUCACUGCCCACCAGCGCACCCACCGUGGUGUCCGGCCCUACUCCUGCCCCCUGUGCGGCAAGAGCUUCAGCCGGCGCUCCAACCUGCACCGGCACGAGAAGAUCCACACGGCGGGGCCCAAGGCCCUGGCCAUGCUGAUGCUGGGGGCAGCCGGGGCUCUGGCGGCACCCCCUCCGGCCCCCACCUAGGAGGCUGAGAGACAGGGGCUGGCCUGGAGACAGGGAAGGAGGGGGAUUGGAGCAGGGGCAGCUGCUGCGGGGGUGUGACCUGGGAGGCCCAGGAAGGGAGUUGGGGAGGUGCUGGCAUGGGGAUGGGGCGUGGCAACAUGGGAGGAGCUCGGGUGAGGAGGAGGCAUGCUCACUGCAAAUUAAAGGCCUUGGAAUUCGA